Rubroshorea leprosula is the source of this 4035-nucleotide messenger RNA. Lineage: Eukaryota; Viridiplantae; Streptophyta; Magnoliopsida; Malvales; Dipterocarpaceae. The record is from the annotation of a GenBank genome assembly.
AUCACAACUUCCUUGUUAUCUCCGCUGACUCUGCGUGGUGUUCUCACCUAAAUUCCCAAUUCUCUCUGGGUUUGCUAUCUUUCCGUCCCGCUAAGCAUUUGUGAUCUGCAUGAUCUUUCUUUGCGUCCAAGCAUGAUACCUGAGUUUGUCACCAGCUUCAUCCUCGCUCCUAUUAUAGAGGAGUUGAUUUCCAAAUUGGUUUCACGUGCUUAUGGAUGGUGGAGAGGUUCCGGUUCAAGUUCGCGUUUUUAUCCCGUAACGGAGCUGGCGAAACUUGAAGAUUCACUCAAGAUGAUCCAGUCUGUACUUAAAGAUGCAGAGGGAAAACAGGGAAGAGAAAGUGAUGACCCUGUGAGGCUUUGGCUACAAGAUCUCCAAAAGGUAGCUUAUGAUGCUGAGGAUGUACUUGAUGAGUGUGAUUAUGAGCAUCUUCAGUACCAACUUAAGCCUCAAAGCGGGAAAAAGAAAUGGGAGAAGAAAAAGAAAAGCAGUACCCCCAAUUUCACCCUUGGUUCUGAUAUAGGUGACAGAAUAAAGAAUAUCAAUGCGCGCUUUGAUAGACUAAAAGAGCGCGUUUCUCUGCUAAAUCUGAAGGCAUGCCAACAAUGUCAUUCAACUGCUAACCAAUCUACACCGACAGACUCCCUCCUUGAUUGUUCAGAAGUUUUUGGAAGGGGAGAUGGUAUUGAGAAAAUUCUUGAGAUGCUGGACGACUUGAGGGAGAAACAGUAUCUAGUCUCUGGCGUUUCAAUAGUUGGCAUGGGGGGCCUUGGAAAGACAACAGUAGCAAGAUCAAUAUACGAAAUGGCCAAGGAACGCUAUGAUCUAGUAGUCUGGGUGUGUGUCUCUGAAGACUUCAAUGAGCAAACAAUUGUGAGAGAGAUGUAUGAACAUUUAAAGGUUGGUGUAGUCCCAAGCAGCAUCAAUGUACUUGUUGAAGAUCUUGCAAAAAAAUUAGAGAAGAAAACUUUUCUUCUCAUUCUUGAUGACGUGUGGAACAAAGAUAAAUCCAAGUGGGUUGCUUUCAACAGUCGUCUCUCAGGAAUUUUGAGGACAAUGAGGAAUUCCAUUAUGGUGACAACUCGUGAUGAAGAGGUAGCACUUGGGAUGAGGAAAAUGAAUCUUGUGCGAAAUUCUAUGCAAAUUUAUAAAUUGCAGAAGUUAUCAGAUGAUGAGUGCUGGUCAAUAAUUGAAAAGAGGGUUCUCGAACUAUCGGGACUUCAAUCAAUUUCUCCUAAUUUGAAAGACAUUGGGUUGGAUAUUGCCAAAAAGUGUGGGGGCUUGCCAUUGAUAGCAGCCGUCAUCGGAGGAACAUUGAGCUCUGAAAUUCAAAAAAGUGCGUGGGAGGUUAUCAGAGAUAAUGAUGCAUGGAAUUUGGAUUCAGAAGAUGGAAAAUGGAUUUUAUCCAUACUGAAAAUUAGUUUUGAUCAUUUGCUUCCACCUUUGAAAAAAUGCUUUUCUUAUUGUUCAAUAUUUCCAAAGGAUUUCCACAUUGAAAAGGAUGAUUUAGUUCAACUCUCGAUGGCUCAGGGAUUUCUUCACCAACCUAAUGAAAGCUCCAGGACAAUGGAAGAAAUUGGUGAUGCUUACUUUAACUAUUUGUUAUCUAAUUCCUUAUUUCAAGAUGUGGAAAGGAAUGGAUAUGGAGAUAUCAUAUUUUGCAAGAUGCACGACGUGGUGCAUGAUCUGGCAUUGGCUGUUUCCAAAGAUGAAACUUUAAUCUUGAAGUCUAGUUGCAAGAUUGACAAAAAUGCUACUAUUCUACAUUUGAGAGUCAAGCACGAUGGGAGUGGACUUCCAUACAUUCCAACUGAUCUUUGUCAAAGGCUGCGUUCUUUGUUCAUAGAAGAGGAGGCUGGUGUUUUCAAUAAUGUGGCAUCUGAUCUCAAAAGUUUGCGAUCUUUAAAAUUAAUGCAAGCUAAGACGGAAGAGUUGUGUCCUGCUCUUGGUGAACUAAAGCAUUUGAGAUACCUUGACAUCUCGAAUGGCAAAAUUAAAGCACUACCAGGUUCUCUUUCCAAGCUCUACCAUUUGCAAACUCUUAGACUAAGAUGGUGCUUUUCUAUUCUACAGAUGUCUGAUAAUAUGAGUAAUCUAGUGAGCUUGAGGCACAUUUAUUUUUCUAUUGGAAAGCAUGUGCCAAGGGGUGUUGGGCACCUAACUUCCCUUCAAACAUUACCUAUAUUUUUUGUAGACAAAGAAAAGGGGAAUGGCAUUGAAGAAUUGGGAGGCUUAACACAACUCAGAGGAGAAUUGAAUAUUCAGAACCUUGAACAAGUUGGAUCGAAAUCAGAAGCCACUAAAGCAAACCUAGAGGAAAAGACAAGAUUGCACUGUUUGAAACUACAAUGGAAUGAAUUGGAAGGAAACUACAGCAACCAUAAGGAGGUUCCAAAAGGUUUUCAGCCUCACUCAAACUUGAAAAGUUUAUCCAUUAAUUAUUACAUGGGGAAGAGCUUUCCGCCAUGGAUGAUGAGUGGUGGUGCUACAUUUUUGUCCAAUAACGUGGUGGAUUUGGAAUUACAUGAUUGUCAUCAUUGUGAACACAUUCCUAGUUUGGGACUUUUGCCUUGUCUGAAGUCUCUUUAUAUUAAUAAUUUCAAAAAUGUAAAAAGAAUGGGUCAUAAGUUUGACAGUCCAGGAGGAGUAGAGUCAAUCAAACUGUUCCCAGCUUUGAGACAACUCACCUUAGGAAACAUGGCAAUCUUAGAGGAAUGGGUUGAAGUCGGUGAUGAUGAUAUUGCAGCAGGAGGCAAAGUUGAGAUUGUGUUUCCUUCCCUUGAAAGUUUGAAAAUUAAGGGCUGUCACAAGUUGAAAACUUGGUUGAUGGGUGGAUUUUCAUCUCAUCAUAAGUUGUCUUCCUUGGAGAUCCGCUACUGUGUCAAUUUGAUGGCUAUCCCGAAUUUGGAUGAGCUCUCAUCUCUUAAAACUUUAGAGAUUUACAAAUCAUCUUCUCUUACAAGUUUAGUGCUAUCGUCUUGUGGUGCAUUAAAAUGUUUGCCAAGUGAGCUAGGCUCCUGUAUUUCUCUUCAGUAUUUGUGCAUUUCAAACUGCAUUACGAUAAGGAGUAUUCCAGAGGACUGCCUCUUCAACCUCACUAGCUUGAAGGAGUUAGCGAUGGGUCCUUUCUACAAUGAAUUGGAGGAAUUCCCAGGACUCAGUUACAUUCAUCAGUUGAGCUCCUCCCUUGAAGAUUUAUCAUUAAUAGGAUGGGAUAAACUAAAGUCUUUGCCAUAUCAACUUCAAGACCUCACUAUUCUGAGAAAAUUGACUCUUAAAGAAUUCAACGGAGUGGAAGCUUUUCCAGAAGGGUUGGGAAACCUCACUUCCCUUGAGACAUUGUAUCUUUCAGGAUUCAACGGAGUGGAAGCUUUUCCAGAGGGAUUGGGAAACCUCACUUCUCUUCAACGACUUCACAUUUUUGAAUGUAGAAAUCUAAAGCAUCUGUUUCCACUCCAAGCACUGAAAUCCCUUUCUGAGUUAGAGAUGGGUCCUUUCAGCUCAGAGUUGGAGGAGUUCCCAGGACUCGACUGCAUCCAUUACCUUCAUGCUUCCUUGAAAUAUUUAAGAUUAGAAGGAUGGGAAAAAGUAAAGUUUUUGCCAGAUCAACUUUAGCAUCUCACUGCCCUCAAGUUACUGACUCUAAAAGAAUUCAACGGAGUGGAAGUUUUACCAAAUUGGUUAGGAAACCUCUCUUCUCUUCGAAAGCUAGGGAUUAGAAGUUGUCGUAAUCUGAUGAGUAUGCCUCCUAUUGAAGCCAUGCAACGCCUCUCCGAUUUACAAUUUCUUUUUAUAAAUGAAUGUCCCAAAUUAAAGGAAAGAUGGACCAGAGAUAGAGGAGCCGAAUGGUCUAAGAUUUCUCACAUUCACUGAAUCAUAAUAAAUGGGGAAUUGGGACCAGCACGAGGUUUGGAAGAGUAGGUUGAGCAAUUGAAGACAUCAACAAGCCUUCUCCAAAUAAUCAUCUAAUGGAUGUUCUCUGGAAAGCUUUCUCAUAUAAAGACGCAAUGAGGAGAAAAAAUAGGGGAUUGCACA